CUCCUUGAAUUUUUGCACCGCUAGGCUCAAAUGUUGAUUGUGUAAGAUAAUGCCAUUGAGCAGUGUGAUCAAAUCAUCCUCACAAACAUUGGAAAGUGUAUAAAUAACAAGCGCUCGUUUGCGUUUUAGUCGAAAGGUAUGAAAGGAAAGCAGUGUAUACCUAAUUUCCUCGUGUAUUCGCUUUUAACGUGAAGACAUCCAUGGAUACAGGUGACAACAGACGUAGACGGGCGAGGAGUGUGAGAGCCAAAAGAACUGGUACGCAAGAUGCGUCUGCGAAAAGGGAAAAUGCAAACGUCCUAAGAUCUUUGAGUGUUGGGAAUACAGACGACAAUGAUGCCAUGGAGGAUGACGCUGGAUUUAUCAAAAAUUGGAGUUUGGAGCGAAAGGUCAUGGCUCCGCGGUACAGUUUACUCCGUGAGGUCGGUAGGGGCAGCUAUGGCGUGGUCUAUGAAGCGAUUGCACGGAGGUCGGGUGCAAGCGUUGCAGUAAAGAAACUUCGAUGCGAUGCACCAGAAAAUGUCGAGCUUGCCUUGGCAGAAUUCUGGGCCCUGGCUAGCCUUGAGAAACGACACGAGAAUGUGGUGCAAUUGGAAGAAUGUGUGCUACAAAGAAACGGUAUGGCUCAGAAAAUGAGUCAUGGGAACAAGAGAUCCAAGCAGUACUUGCGGUUGGUGGAGACUUCAUUAAAAGGUGAGCGAGUGCUGAACCACCCAGAGGAGCCCUGCUACCUUUGGUUCGUCAUGGAGUUCUGUGAAGGUGGAGACCUGAACCAGUUCAUCCUGUCGCGACGACCUGACCCACUGACCAACAACAGUUUCAUGCUCCAGCUCACCAGAGCCGUGGCCUUCCUGCAUGAAAACAACAUUGUUCACCGAGACCUCAAGCCUGACAACAUCCUCAUCUCUGAAAAGUCAGGGACACCAGUUCUCAAAGUCGCCGAUUUCGGCCUCAGCAAGGUGUGUGCCGGCCUAGGGGGCGCUGGGAAGGAUGACGAGGGCGAGGACAAGAACAAAAACGCUGUCAACGUCAACAAGUUCUGGUUGUCGUCGGCAUGCGGCUCAGACUUCUACAUGGCACCCGAGGUGUGGGAGGGCCACUACACGGCCAAGGCGGACAUCUUCGCCCUUGGCAUCAUCAUCUGGGCAAUGCUGGAGCGGAUCACCUUUAUCGACGCUGAGUCCAAGCGCGAGCUGCUGGGAACUUACGUGAGGCAGGGAGCCGACAUCGUGCCAGUUGGUGAGGCACUGCUAGAGAACCCAAAGAUGGUACUGAACAUCCCGCAGAAGCGCAAGUCCUCCAUGUCAGACGGGGUGAAGAAACUUUUGCAGGACAUGCUGGCGGUCAACCCUCAGGACCGGCCCGAUGCGCUUGAGCUACACAACAGGAUGGACCAGCUCACAUGUUCUGCGUGACCCCCCCCCCCCCGAGAAUCGGAACUAGAACUCUUCCCAAGGUACCACUUUCAAACUUCCUGGACCCAAUGAAUCAGUGAACAGUACACUUUACUUUGGAAGACUGUGAAAUAUCUAUCGUGAGAAAAGGAAGCAUUCGAGCCAACUGCUAAUUGAUACCGCAAAUGGAAUUAGUAUUUUAUCAGUACAGUUCUCAACCUAUAUUGUUACAGGGAAUGUUUUACUUGGCCUGACAUUAAUUGUAGAUUAAUGAUUACACAUGUACUCCAUUUGUAUUGAUAUACCUGUUAUAUCUGCUGCUUUGUAAUAGGAUGGCCAUGUUUGGUUGUUUGUUGGUCCUGAAUGUGUCUGUUUUGGGUUCACCCUGUGAACCGGUGGCACUGUGUAUCAAGACACGUUUGAUAUAUGUUCAACACCUCGGCCACUUCGUGUGCAUGCUUCACUGACACCCCACCAUCUUGCCCCAUCUUCCAUUGACAAACUACAUUCUCCUACAGACAUGUUUUAAUCCAGUUUGUUGAACUUGUCCAUCACUUGAAGGCAUGACAUAAAAUGGUGAGCAAAUUGUUGAUUUGAAACCCAGUGGACUGAAAAUAUAUAUUUUUUACAGAUGGUCUGUGAACCUUUGCUUAAAUGAUUUAAAUCCAAGUAGCCUAAAAUGUAACCCCUUUUUUUAUUAUGCCCCACCGUGCCUUGAUAAUCAUCUGAAAGUGGGAUUGAAAUGACCAUUUUAAUUGUUUUCUUUAAUUUGACACUUUGAAUUUUGACCUUUUUUGGGGGGUUUGGAAAGUGUGCAUUUAAAGCCCAUGGGUGCCAUUUGAGAUGUGAUGAGAUCGAUGCUGUGGAUAUGGUGAUAUCACCCAUAGGGAUAUUCUUUGAUUUAGACUCAGCCCAGUAGUAGGUAAAAAAUCUGUUUUAAGGUGUACCGUGUUUUUUAACUAUUGGAUUUAACUAAGAGACUGGCUGCCACCCUAUAUCUCCUCUCACAACUCAGUAUAUUAACUGGUCAUGUGUGUUUGCCAUCUCACACUUUACAUAAGAGCAGCAUAUUGAUCUAUUUGAUUCUGUUUUUAAGAUUAUUUGUUCUAAAUUUUAAAAAUGUUCUUUGCUUUUUGAGCCAUAUUGUUGAAGGGUACCAUCUUUGAGCUUCCCAAGCACCUGGUAGGAUCUUACAUAUCGCAAAUGUGUGACAAACAUGGGGGGGGCACUUUUUUUAUUUUUUUUCGGGACAGUGAUUGUUGACUAUUACUGAGAAUCUUGAUCACAUUUAGAAAAAUCGAAUCUUUUGAUCGCAGGAAAUAUCGACUGAAAUUCACAAUUGUUUUGGUACAAAGUUAAUUUUAACUACCUAACAAAACUACAAUCUCAGAUUUUUGUUGUUGCUUUGUAAAGCGUUGCCAUUAAUUGAGAUCACUUUUAGUUCUGCAUCUAAGUGUUUUCCUCCUUUGUGGUUUAGUCACUAAGCAGCCAUAUAGACUUGUUUCCAAUCCUCCUUUGUGGUUUAGUCACUAAGCAGCCAUAUAGACUUGUUUCCAAUCCUCCUUUGUGGUUUAGUCACUAAGCAGCCAUAUAGACUUGUUUCCAAUCCUCCUUUGUGGUUUAGUCACUAAGCAGCCAUAUAGACUUGUUUCCAAUCCUCCUUUGUGGUUUAGUCACUAAGCAGCCAUAUAGACUUGUUUCCAAUCCUCCUUUGUGGUUUAGUCACUAAGCAGCCAUAUAGACUUGUUUCCAAUCCUCCUUUGUGGUUUAGUCACUAAGCAGCCAUAUAGACUUGUUUCCAAUCCUCCUUUGUGGUUUAGUCACUAAGCAGCCAUAUAGACUUGUUUCCAAUCCUCCUUUGUGGUUUAGUCACUAAGCAGCCAUAUAGACUUGUUUCCAAUCCUCCUUUGUGGUUUAGUCACUAAGCAGCCAUAUAGACUUGUUUCCAAUCCUCCUUUGUGGUUUAGUCACUAAGCAGCCAUAUAGACUUGUUUCCAAUCCUCCUUUGUGGUUUAGUCACUAAGCAGCCAUAUAGACUUGUUUCCAAUCCUCCUUUGUGGUUUAGUCACUAAGCAGCCAUAUAGACUUGUUUCCAAUCCUCCUUUGUGGUUUAGUCACUAAGCAGCCAUAUAGACUUGUUUCCAAUCCUCCUUUGUGGUUUAGUCACUAAGCAGCCAUAUAGACUUGUUUCCAAUCCUCCUUUGUGGUUUAGUCACUAAGCAGCCAUAUAGACUUGUUUCCAAUCCUCCUUUGUGGUUUAGUCACUAAGCAGCCAUAUAGACUUGUUUCCAAUCCUCCUUUGUGGUUUAGUCACUAAGCAGCCAUAUAGACUUGUUUCCAAUCCUCCUUUGUGGUUUAGUCACUAAGCAGCCAUAUAGACUUGUUUCCAAUCCUCCUUUGUGGUUUAGUCACUAAGCAGCCAUAUAGACUUGUUUCCAAUCCUCCUUUGUGGUUUAGUCACUAAGCAGCCAUAUAGACUUGUUUCCAAUCCUCCUUUGUGGUUUAGUCACUAAGCAGCCAUAUAGACUUGUUUCCAAUCCUCCUUUGUGGUUUAGUCACUAAGCAGCCAUAUAGACUUGUUUCCAAUCCUCCUUUGUGUAUUAUGCUACCUCAUUUGCCUGCACGUUUGCAGAGACUUUCCUCAACUGAGCCAGCCAUCAUGUAUCAUAUAUUUUUUCUGAUUCUUUGGGAAGUGCAGGGUUGUGAAUCCCAUCGCUAUCAGAACUAAUUUUAUGUAAGUUGUCUGUUCUAUUCAACAGUAUUUUUCAUAUUUGUUGCUUAGUUUUCAUUUGACCAAAGAUGGGUCUAAAAUGGGUAAUUUCUUGUUUAACCUUAAUAUCUAAAGGGUUAUCCAAAUUACACAACUUCUGUCAUUUUACAGAAGUUGAACUGGUCAGUUAGGUUUUUUGUCUGUAUGAUACUGUACCCAUUUUGAGUUUGGUUUGCAUUUAGCUGAAGCUUACUUUUUAAGGCAGGCAAUUGUCUUUCUAAUACAAUUGUCAUCUUUCUUUUAUGGUUUCUGCAAUGUUUUGAUCACCCUUCCCUUGAGAAAUAUACCUCAUGUUCCACUACUUGUUUUCUACCUGGGGUUGGUAAAUUGUAUGACCUGUAAGCAAGCUCAAGGUCAGAAUUUUUUUGUUGUUGAGAUACCUAAUUUAAUGACAGGGACCAUGGAGACAAGUAUAAGAGACUGUUUUUUUUUUUUUUUUUAAGAAUCUUAUUUAUACUACUUCAGUUUAUUUCAAGCUCUUCAUGCAAUCUUUUUACUCAACUGAAAAUAUUCCUGUAGUGUGCCAUGGAAAUGUCCAUGGCAGGUUUGCUGUACAAGAGGUGACACCAAAUAUCCCAAUAGUCUCAGAUGUACAGUAAAACUAACUCUUCUUUUGCUGCUGGGUUUGGUAAAUUACAGAUCUACCUGUCAAUGUUUAGUAACGUGUGGUUUGCUGCUGAUUAGAGACGUACUUUCGUCUCAUGUUCUUUACUUUCUCAAUCAUGCAGAGAUUGAGUAUUUUAUAGUUCUAUUUGGUGAUUCACACAACAAGCUUCUAUGCAACCGUCCCUCACUUACAACACUGUGCAACGAAUCAGGUUUGACCUGUUUUAAAUUUUUGCUAUUUUACUUGCUUGUCAUCGUUCUCUGAGGGUUUAGAGGAGGGAUCUCCAUAUUGUCGUGAUGUGAAUUAUGCUUCCUAUCGUUUCAAUGGAAUUCACUGUCCUUGCUCUGGUCUUAGAGCUUACUAGAGAUGUUAGCUUCAGUGAUGACUUCUUUGGUAUUGUUGUACAUCUUUUUGGUUUCUCUUUCAAUAAAGUCUAUAUACAAAAAUAA
Molecule: messenger RNA, 5220 nt
Organism: Salvelinus fontinalis (brook trout)
Lineage: Eukaryota; Metazoa; Chordata; Actinopteri; Salmoniformes; Salmonidae
Product: serine/threonine-protein kinase 35-like
Exons: 3
Coding region: 201-1415 (404 amino acids)
Biological process (GO): peptidyl-serine phosphorylation; positive regulation of autophagy; autophagy
Cellular component (GO): autophagosome; cytoplasm
Molecular function (GO): ATP binding; protein serine/threonine kinase activity
Source: RefSeq, a predicted model, not a curated record